AUGCCGCCAAAGAAUCAGAAUGCCUCUCACUGCACAUGUAAGUACUGUGGGCGAUCCAACCAGGACACACCGAACCCUUGGUUGCCCCCAGAGCUUAGAGAGCAGUCGGGAAAAGCAUUUCUCCAGUUCAGACGUGAGAGGGGAAAGGAAUGUACUUCCUGUUGUGCUUUGAUUCGUUCCAAAAAGCGUGACUUCUACGACGACCCUGAUCUAGAGAUUAGUCUGCAGAAUGACCAGCGGAAAAAAGAUACCUUUCAGAGUGACUUGGAAGAAUUCGAAGCCAAGAAACGAGACGAUUUCACAGCCAAGAGCAAUAGAAUUCCAGCCAAGAGAGUUGAGGCGUCACACUCGACAGGUUUCAAAAUGAGAAUGGUCAUGGGCUAUUUUUGGCCUAUAGACGUGUUGAGAAGAGAACGGAAAGAGAUACCAAAAACACUUACCACCAUUACCUACAAUGGUCGCAACUUGAGGGGAAUCAUCCUGGACAGCAGUCAUGGCACGCCAAUUGGUGUCAUUGAAAUGGAGAGCUACGAUGACAAGACAGCUUCAAAGGUUGCUACACUACAGGAGGGUGACGAGGAUGAGGACACGGGGGAGAUAUGGCAAAAGUGUCAGGAACGCAUGAGCCUGAAGAACAUCAAUUCAGAUGAGCAUGGCAACGUCAGCCUUGCUUGGCAGUCAGUUGGUCCAACCUGUGAUGAAGGAAUGAACCUGUUGGAUGAUAUCUGGGAAACCAGAAUGCCUGCAGCUACUUGCAAAGGAAAUGCUGCUGCUAGGAAGAGAGCUUUGGCUGAUGAUGAGGAACCCGUGGCAAAGAGAUCGAAGCCGUCAAGUGGAUUGAGCAGCAGUGGGGAUGCGCAACCAGCCAAAAAAGGCAGAGCUGCUACCUCUGGCUCAGGCAAAACUACUGCUGCGUCUUUGAUUCGAAGUUUGAACGGGUGUGACUCAUUGUUGCUUGAGGCUCAACAGAACCUUGCCAUGUUUGGAGAGGAUGACACAAUGAAUGCCAUCGCCAUUGUUACCAUCACCAAACUCAUUGACAAAGUUGAGUCCAAGUUGACCGCCCAGUCAGUUGAUGUUUUGACUCAAGGAUGGGAAGCAGGACAACCUGAAAACCGGGGUACUGCUCUUGUGGAAAAAAUGAAAUCUAUGGCAAGCUCCCUUCAAUUGGCGAAGACUCUGGCGAUUUGCUUGCAAGCAAAAUCCGGAACUGAGGACUGGUGGGGUUACGGGAACAAAAGACAGGACUACUCUCACUCCAAGCUGGAUGAUGCCAUUUCCAAGAUGAUUGGGGCUGGCUUGAAGGUCUCCGCAAUUGCCUGGAACGUCUCUUUCAUGCGGCAAACUGCCGUGCCCAUGGAGUCAGGAGAAUGGGAUGCUUGGUUUGAAGCCAUGGAUUCUGGGCAUCCCAGGCUAGAUGAUGGAGUGUUGGGCAAGCUUCGUUGCACUUGCACAGUCAGGGCAGUUCAGUUCAUUCUUGAGUCUGCACCCGAUCGGAAGGAACAGUGCCAAGACGCAUGGCGUGCCAUAGUUGAUUUGCUUGCAAAGGUCUCAGCCUGUGGAUGGUUUGAGAAAUGUGAUGCUCCAUUUCAGGAAGAGGUCCAAGGUCUUCGUGCAAUGUCAGUCGUUGGAACUGAGAUGCAUCACUCUAGUGCCGAGAAUCGGGGGCUUGCCGAGACUUUCAGAAAAAAGACUCAAUCACCUGCCAAACUCACCAUGCACUUUGGUAAGGUGUUGGCCCAGUCGCCUGCCGGCUUGCAACUGAGUGCUGCUCUAUGUGAGGUGUUGGCUGCUCAAGAAAAGCUUUCAGGUUGGGAGGAUGAUUUGAAGGGAGCUAUGGAAGUUCACCGUCUACUACCAGACUUUGUCCAAGAUGGUUUCUUGACCAAGGACUUUGACAUCGUCGUUCCGAUGGCGGCAAAGGUUGGGGAGAUUCAAUCAAAGCUAGCAUCCUUGUUGUCAGCCAGCACUGACAAGUUCCAGUCAGACAACAAGAAAGACAUUGAUUUGCUGAAGGAAUUGCAAAUCAAGAUCGCUGGCAUGAUCAGGGAAGCAUUAAGUAGGCGAGUGUUUCACAAAGUUCCGUCCUUGGCAGCUGCCAUUCAGUGGUGUGUCAAUGGCUGUGUCAUGCAGCCAAAUGCGUCCAAUGCGGACUGGGAUUGUCAUGUGAACGCAAUUAUCGCUGCCAAGUCCAUGGUGGUUCCCAGGACCCAAUUUGCAAAGCAUGUGGGUCCUGAUUUGGCAAAAUCGUUAGGUGAAUUCGCUUCCGACUUUUCCAAGUUUCUGACUGCAGCAGAGCAGUUUUGUUGUUGGCUGAAAGAUUCCCAGGAUGGCAAGAACUCAGAGAGCCUGAGUGUUUUCCAAGCAGAAGCAUUCGUGGAGUUUACCAAAUACUUCCACCCAGUGUCCGCCGAUGGUGGCUUGUUCACUUUUGCUUUCACCGAGAUCCAUCCUGAUGGCCCUUCUUGGGCACGGGAAAUGAAAUCAUGGCUAUCGACAUGGAGUCAACAGCGUGUGAGUGCCAAGCUAUCUUCUUGCAAGAACUUUGUGGGUUUAGUUUUGCAAGAUGGGAUUAGCGCUAGUGAAAUCUGCCUUGAGUCUGUGACCGGUUCUGUAGACGGGGAUGAAGAGCCAGCUAGUAUCCGCUCAAGCAACCGAGAGCUUUCCAGUGUUGCUUGCACUGUUUGCUUUCAUGCGGAUUUGAAGCACGAAUUUGACUUUGGUGACACCAAAGUUGACUUGCAGAGUUUGUGUGCGGCCAGCAUUUACUUGCCCUGUGCCCGCUACACAGCAUCCGUGCGAGUUGUCAGUGAGAAAAUGUUGACUUCUUCGACCCUCAUGCAGUCCCAGAAUGUUGAGGAUAUGAAACAGCCUGGAGUGAGCAGAACAGAAAGUGCUGCCAAUUUGAUGACGGUGCUGAAACGGUGGACUCAGGUGUGUGAAGAUUGCCGCAUCGUGCUGUGGGCAUUAGAUGCCUCCAAGAUCAAGAUCGUUCAGGCCAAGUUCACAGAGAGUGUGAGCUUAGCAGAGUCACAAACAAUUGCUUGCAUUGAAGCAAUGCAUGAAGAGCUCGUUUUCUUGAAUCGCAACAUGUCUGACAUGCUUGCAUCGGAUAUCCUCAAACAUGUGGUGUCAAGUGAUCUCGAAGAAGAUCAUGGAUCAAGACCAUGCCAAGAAGCUUUACAAAGAAAAUACAACUUCUCCAGAUGCUACAAAGUUCUAUGUCACUUUCAACAAGACCCGUGCGUUGAAGAAUUUAGCUGA
This is a messenger RNA of Cladocopium goreaui, 3264 nucleotides long. NCBI's taxonomy places the organism in Eukaryota, Dinophyceae, Suessiales, Symbiodiniaceae. The record is from the annotation of a GenBank genome assembly.